Scylla paramamosain (green mud crab) is the source of this 1441-nucleotide messenger RNA. Its product is annotated as actin-3, muscle-specific-like. The coding region runs from base 68 to 1198 and encodes 376 amino acids. NCBI's taxonomy places the organism in Eukaryota, Metazoa, Arthropoda, Malacostraca, Decapoda, Portunidae. The record is from RefSeq and is a predicted model, not a curated record. The transcript is spliced from 2 exons.
CUUUAGUGUACUUCAGUCUCAGGAUACAGUAAGCUUGUGUCUGACCUGACACCACUCCACCACCACCAUGUGUGACGACGAAGUGAGCCCCCUCGUGGUCGACAAUGGCUCCGGGAUGGUCAAGGCCGGCUUCGCCGGUGAUGACGCUCCCCGAGCUGUGUUCCCCUCCAUCGUCGGCCGACCUCGUCACCAGGGUGUGAUGGUCGGCAUGGGUCAGAAGGAUGCCUACGUCGGAGACGAGGCCCAGAGCAAGCGAGGUAUCCUGACUCUCAAGUACCCCAUCGAGCACGGCAUCAUCACCAACUGGGACGACAUGGAGAAGAUCUGGCACCACUCCUUCUACAACGAGCUCCGCGUUGCCCCUGAGGAGUCCCCCGUCCUGCUCACUGAGGCCCCCCUCAACCCCAAGGCCAACCGUGAGAAGAUGACCCAGAUCAUGUUUGAAGUUUUCAACACUCCCGCCAUGUACGUGGCCAUCCAGGCUGUCCUGUCCCUGUACGCCUCUGGCCGUACUACUGGUAUCGUGCUCGAUACUGGUGAUGGUGUUACCCACACCGUCCCCAUCUAUGAAGGUUACUGCCUUCCCCACGCCAUCCUGCGUCUCGACCUCGCUGGCCGUGACCUGACUGCCUACCUCACCAAGAUCAUGACUGAGCGCGGCUACUCCUUCACCACCACGGCUGAGCGAGAAAUCGUUCGUGACAUCAAGGAGAAGCUUUGCUAUGUCGCUCUUGACUUCGAGAGUGAGAUGAACGUGGCUGCUGCCUCCUCUUCCCUCGAGAAGUCCUACGAGCUUCCCGACGGUCAGGUCAUCACCAUCGGCAACGAGCGCUUCCGCUGCCCCGAGUCCCUCUUCCAGCCUUCCUUCCUGGGUAUGGAAUCUGUCGGCAUCCACGAGACCGUCUACAACUCCAUCAUGAGGUGCGACAUUGAUAUCAGGAAGGACCUGUUCGCCAACAAUGUGCUGUCUGGCGGCACCACCAUGUACCCUGGUAUUGCUGACCGCAUGCAGAAGGAAAUCACUGCUCUUGCUCCUCCCACCAUCAAGAUCAAGAUCAUUGCUCCUCCUGAGCGCAAGUACUCCGUAUGGAUCGGUGGCUCCAUCCUGGCUUCUCUGUCCACCUUCCAGACCAUGUGGAUCACCAAGGAAGAGUACGACGAGUCCGGCCCCGGCAUUGUCCACCGCAAGUGCUUCUAAGAAGUUCAUCUGUAGUUUAACAUCAAACGACGCCGAUAUGCCACAAUAUUCCACUAUUGCAUUUUUGCUCAUAGGUAUAGUUAUUCACUAGCACCUCGAAAUCAUUGUUCAAAAUAACGCUAGAGUUCGGAACAGCAAGGGAAGGAUCAAACAAGGCGCAUUUCGGUUCUUGACUUCAUGCACAUAUGAGGUGUCAUUUUUUUCCUAUGAAGAUCAACGGUUAAUAAAAAAAAUCUUUUCGUU